Messenger RNA from Salpingoeca rosetta, 285 nucleotides. RefSeq lists its product as uncharacterized. NCBI's taxonomy places the organism in Eukaryota, Choanoflagellata, Craspedida, Salpingoecidae. The coding region runs from base 1 to 285 and encodes 94 amino acids. The record is from RefSeq and is a predicted model, not a curated record. The transcript is spliced from 4 exons.
AUGGCAUCAACCACCAUCACAGCCAAUCAGCAGCAGCAGCAGCAACAGGUGCUGGCUGAUGCCCCCACAGAGGGCCUUGAACCAGCAGAUGUCACCCCCACCCCCUCCUGCACCAAUCACCACUGCUCUGGUGGGAUGAACAGACGGGCGCUGCCAUCCGCUGCUCAUAUUCCCCUCUCUUUCUCGCCCUCCCUGACGGCCAUCACAACAACAACAACAGCAGCAGCAGCCAACACACCCUCCACCGCCGAUGCAGCAGAGAUGUGCAGGAGGAGGUGGACGUGA